AUGACGUCUCCAGCUGAAGCAUUCCUUGGACGACCCGUGCGCACCACACUGGACCUGCUGAAGAAGCCUGUUCCUGCCACGCCGGUCGCCAUCAACCACAAGCAGAACGAGCAGUUCAACCGUCGGCAUGGAGCCGUCAAGCGCGAGUUCAAGGACGAUGACCUGGUCUACGCCGAGUACCACCAGCGCAACACCAAGUCCUGGAUUCCCGGCCGUGUCGUCGAACGGAAAGGUUCCGUCAACUACAUCGUGCAGCUGGACCUGGAAGGAAGACAGAGGAUCGUGAGUUCGCACGUCAACCAGUUACGCCCUCGCUACGAUGCUGAUGUUCCUGACCAAGUCCAACAACGUCUACCGUGGGAGAUCCUGAUCGAAGAAGCUCGACCGAUGCUGUUAGCCGACCAGGAAGAACCUGAAGCUCCCAUCGAGAUCGACAUCCCUGUUCCGGACAGUCCCGCACCACCGGCCCUGCCUGGAACCGAAGAUCCACUGGAAGGUGGAUCUGGCACAAACCACUUUGUGCUGCCUGAAGAUGCCGUACCCACCGACAAGCCCGUUACGCCGCCGAAGCCGCAGACGCCGAUACUUCCUGUUGGUCCACGACGUCCCGUUCGACCGUCCAGGAUUCCACGGUGGCUGAACAUGUACGACAUCUCUUAA
Molecule: messenger RNA, 660 nt
Organism: Culex pipiens pallens (northern house mosquito)
Lineage: Eukaryota; Metazoa; Arthropoda; Insecta; Diptera; Culicidae
Exons: 1
Coding region: 1-660 (219 amino acids)
Source: RefSeq, a predicted model, not a curated record